CCACCCCAGCAGAAGCGCGCCACCUCCCCGCCCCCACUCCCCUCCCCCACCGCGCGCGCUCCGCCCGCCCCGGAGCCUCGCCCUCCGCCACGAUGAGCAAAUGAGCGCGAGCGAGGGCAUGAAAUUUAAAUUCCACUCAGGGGAGAAAGUGCUGUGCUUCGAGCCUGACCCCACCAAGGCGCGAGUGCUGUACGAUGCCAAGAUUGUCGAUGUUAUUGUUGGGAAAGACGAAAAAGGCAGAAAGAUCCCAGAAUAUCUGAUCCAUUUUAAUGGUUGGAACAGAAGCUGGGAUAGAUGGGCAGCUGAAGAUCAUGUCCUUCGUGACACCGAUGAAAAUCGGAGAUUACAGCGUAAAUUGGCAAGGAAAGCUGUAGCUCGCCUGAGAAGCACAGGAAGAAAGAGGAAGCGCUGCAGGUUGCCUGGUGUGGACUCUGUCUUAAAAAGCCUCCCUGCUGAAGAAAAAGAUGAAAAUGUUGAAAACUAAGGAAGAACCAGAGCUGCAUGCAAAAAAGGAAAUGGAAGAAAGAACAAUAACUAUAGAAAUCCCUGAAGUUCUGAAGAAGAAGCUUGAGGACGAUUGUUACUAUAUCAACAGGAGGAAACGGUUAGUGAAACUUCCGUGCCAGACCAACAUCAUAACUAUUUUGGAAUCAUACGUGAAGCAUUUUGCUAUCAAUGCAGCCUUUUCUGCCAAUGAGAGGCCUCGUCACCAUCACGCUAUGCCACAUGCCAACAUGAAUGUGCAUUAUAUCCCAGCAGAAAAGAACGUUGACCUUUGUAAGGAGAUGGUGGAUGGAUUACGAAUAACCUUUGAUUACACUCUCCCAUUGGUUUUGCUCUAUCCGUAUGAACAAGUUCAGUAUAAAAAGGUGACUUCGUCCAAAUUUUUUCUUCCAAUUAAGGAAAGUACCACAAACACUAAUAGGAACCCAGAGGAACUCUCUCCAAGCCCACCUUUGUUGAAUCCAUCCACACCACAGUCCACAGAGAGUCAGCCAACCACAGGCGAGCCAGCCACCCCCAAAAGGCGCAAAGCCGAGCCGGAAGCCUUGCAGUCUCUGAGGCGGUCCACACGCCCCUCCGCCAAUUGCGACUGGCUGUCGGAGAGCAGCGCCUCGCCUCAGCCCAAGCGCCGGCAGCAGGACGCUUCUGCCAGCAUGCCCAAGCUGUUCCUGCACCUGGAAAAGAAGACACCCGUUCAUAGCAGAUCAUCCUCACCCGUUCCUCUGACCCCUAGCAAGGAAGGGAGUGCGGUGUUUGCUGGCUUUGAAGGCAGAAGAACUAAUGAAAUAAAUGAGGUCCUCUCCUGGAAACUUGUACCCGACAGUUACCCCCCAGGUGACCAGCCACCUCCACCCUCUUACAUUUAUGGGGCGCAACACUUGCUGCGAUUGUUCGUGAAACUUCCAGAAAUCCUUGGAAAGAUGUCCUUUUCUGAGAAGAAUCUGAAGGCUUUACUGAAGCACUUUGAUCUCUUUCUGAGGUUUUUAGCAGAAUACCAUGAUGACUUUUUCCCAGAGUCUGCCUAUGUUGCUGCCUGUGAGGCGCACUACAGCACGAAGAACCCCAGGGCGAUUUAUUAAGGUUUUGAUGGUUCUGGAAGAACAGCUUCUCUAUCUAGCUUUGCACUCUCCGUUCCUGAUAAAGAACUAGGGAGUUGGUGGGCCUUCCUUACAGGCAGAGCGAAUGCGACACUCGACACUCGCCUUGGGGGUGUGU
This is a messenger RNA of Lipotes vexillifer (Yangtze River dolphin), 1719 nucleotides long. It is a transcript of the gene MSL3, whose product is annotated as MSL complex subunit 3. The transcript has 12 exons. Gene Ontology annotation, biological process: chromatin organization; regulation of DNA-templated transcription. The record is from RefSeq and is a predicted model, not a curated record. NCBI's taxonomy places the organism in Eukaryota, Metazoa, Chordata, Mammalia, Artiodactyla, Lipotidae. The coding region runs from base 465 to 1583 and encodes 372 amino acids. Gene Ontology annotation, cellular component: MSL complex; NuA4 histone acetyltransferase complex; nucleus.